AGACUUCCUGAUGAUGGCUGCAGAGAGUUCUUUCAUUGAAGGAAAAAAAACUCCUUUUCCAUUGGCAUUCCAAUGAGACUCAUUAAGGUUGCAGAGGGGCAAGCUGCAGAUAACCACAGUGCAGUGAGGCAAGAGGUACAUUGUCUCACUGUCCUUUGCAGCAUGAGCCCAGUCCUUGUGGUGAGGAAGAUCAAGGAGGAAAAGGAGCAGAGGCUGCUGCAGAUUAGAGCUGAGGGAACAGCUGAAUGAGUUCUUCAUCAUUAAGGAGAGUUUCCUGCUUUACUAUGCUGAGAGUGAGAAGAAGAGCUUUGAGAGCAAUAAAUACUUUAAUAUCCACCCCAAGGGUGUCAUACCCCUGGGGGGCUGCAUUGUGGAACCCAAAGAAGAGCCCAAUAUGCCUUAUGCCAUAAAGAUCUCUCAUGAAGACUUCCAUGGUAACAUCGUUCUAGCAGCUGAAUCAGAGUUUGAGCAGGCUCAGUGGCUGGAGAUGCUGCAGGAAUCUGGAAAAGUGACCUGGAAGAAUGCCCAGCUGGGAGAAGCCAUGAUUGAGAGCCUGGAAGCCCAAGGACUGCAGCUGGCCAAGGAGAAACAGGAGUAUGUAGAUAAACUGAUGGAAGAAACAGAAGAGUUGUGUCUGCAGAGGGAGCAGAAAGAGGAAUUGGAACGUCUGAACCAGGUGCUGGAGGCAGAGAAGCAGCGGUUUGAAGAGGUGGUACGGGAGCUGCGGCUGGAGCAGGAGCAGAUCAGGCGGGAGCUAGAGCUCACAGCCCGCUCCCUUAAUGGAGUGGAGCAAGAAAAGAAAGAGUUGCGAAGCCUGACUCAGUCCUUACAGAAAAACCUGGAGGAGCUUUCCAUGGAAAAGCAGCAAAUGUUGGAGAUGUUGGAAACAAAUGAAAGCCCACCUUCAACCAGUCCUAGCGAGGAGAAAAGCCCCAGCUGGGGGUUGCACUGCAGCCUGCAGCAGAUUGAAGAGAGGAUGCAGCAACUCCUGGAAGAGAAACUUCUGGCAGAGAAGAGGAUGAAGGAGAAUGAGGAGCGGUCCCGAGCCCUGGAGGCGGAGCGAGAGUUUUACUCUUCCCAGUCGCAAGCGCUGCAGAACUCACUCUCAGAGCUGACUGCGGAGAAGCAGCAGACAGAGAGAGACCUCAAGGCUGAGGUGAAGGUGCGCAUGGAACUGGAAAAGAGACUGAGGGAAGCUGAGGAAGCAUUGCAGAGCUUGGAGCAAGGCUUAAAUUCUUUGGAUCGUAACAAGGAGAGGGAGGAGAAGAUGAAAGCAGAUGUCAGUAAUCUGAGAAAGUUCUUCGAAGAGUGCAUCCGCAAUGCCGAGCUGGAGGCCAAGAUGCCUGUGAUCAUGAAGAACUCUGUGUACAUCCACAAAGCUGCCACUCGUCGCAUAAAGAGCUGCCGCCUUCACCGCCGGAGAGCCAGCGCUUCAUGGAAUGACUUGAAGCAGUCCCAGUCCUUCAUCAUCUCACAUGCAGAAGCUGAAAACAUCGAGGAGCUGAAAGAGGCAGCCAAAAGACUGAGCCGUCACCAGCACUUCCGUGAGACACUCUAUCAAAUCAUGAGAUCACACAAAGAUUCAUCAUCAGGGGAUGAAAAGUGACUCUUGUUGAGAGGGGACUUCUAAUCUCAACUUGCCAUUCAGCUCUGCAAACACUAAGCAGUCAGGCAUUAGGGUUCAGAAGGGAGUUGCGUCCUUUGGUGAGGAAGAUGGUGGGAAGUUGUGUGUAGGCAGUUCCCUCAAGUAGUGUUGCUGCUUUAGUUUGGAUGCUCUCUGUGGUCUGGCAGACCUUCCUUGCUGAUGACUCUGGGUCAUGCCUUUUUGCUUCAGCUGCUUACGUUAAGCCAUGUUUUGUCAAGAUACUGCAGCUGGUGUUAACGUGAAACACUGGCCUUAGCUUAGGAAGUGCCUCUUCUUUGCUGCCUAGUCUACCUGCUAAAAACAGGUGCUUCUGAGAAAUCCUUCCUCAGCCACCCAGCUACACUCAGCAGCCACCCAACUACACUCAGUGUAGCCACCCCCAGCUGGCACAAUUUAACCUGUUCUACCUAAUGUCCUCUAGGAAACUGCCUCCUCAGUAUAGAGCAUAACAUCAAAUACAAGGCGAUCUUAUGCUGCAGCAACAUUUUAAGUAGAGAGAGAACAGCGCGAGGUGAAGCCAACCUGAGGAUUCUCCCCAUGGCAGGGGAGAUGGAACUACAUGAUCUUUAAGGACUCUUCCAACCUAAGCUGUUCUACAGUUUGCCUCCAAAAGCAUCACGUGCAAAGAUCUCCUAGAAAACUCAGUAGCAUCAGUGCAAGGUGGAGGGAAGGCUAUGCUGUGCUGACUGUAGGCAGAACAUCCUGGGGACACUUUUUCAUCAAGACAGCUGACUAUGCUGCUGUCAGGAGGAGGAGAAAAGGUCUGUGCAGAAAAUGGUAGGCAAGUUCAGUGUGGAGUAGCCUUGACUCUGAUGGUUUCCUCAUCACCUCAGGAAAACAAGCUUAAGGACAGGUGAGUGGAGUGAGAACUGUUCAGCAAUGACACCUACUACCAUUUUGCAAAUUAAAUGUUGUCAGCAGCAAGAGGUUAGGGCUGAGGAGUUGGGGAGAUCCACUUCAAUGUGUACUGCAGCAAAUAGCCCUUACCCAGCACUUUGUACUGCUCUCUGCCAGUCCUUUUAAUUGCAGCCCAAGCUAUCAUGGUCUAGCCUGGACCUCCAGCAAGCCAAGGCUGGAAUGGGAGAGGUCCUGUGUACAGCUUAAUCAGAAGUGGGCUCCUGGCUGGCCUGUGGUCUCUCCUCAUUGUUCACCAUGAGGUUGUCACAGUGGAGUAUUUAGACUGGAGUUGGUUACCUUGUGUUUUACAUGAGAGGAAUGGCUUUGUUGUACAAAUCUCUCCUUUAUAAAAGCAGCUGGCUAAUAAUUAUCCACACUAUAGUAACUGCACUGCUUAGUGCUUACAGAGCACAUGGCAAGCACGCUCAGUGAUACUUGAUCCCUGUGAUAUAAGUCAGAAAACAGAGAUGUAAAACAUACAAAGGUGAUGAUGCUAAAAGCAGAGCUUGCUUAGGGCUUAGCUGCCAGAGUACUGGGGCUCUUAGGUCUGUACCCCUGGGUAUUACAUGUGCCCUUUUUGUCAAGUGACUGGGGUGGCUGUUUGCAUAUUCAGGCUUUGUUUCUGGGCACCAAAGUCAUUCCCUUCCAAUCCCGCGCUGCUUCUAGGGUGAACUUAGGGGUGAGAUAGGGAAGGGACCUUAUCCUGUUGUCAUCCAUGGGAGUGGCACUGAUGCUGGUGGAGGGUGCAAAGUGUGAUAUGCUGAGAGCUUCUAGAGGGGACUGUGUGACCAGAGGAUAAGCACUGAAGGCAUGGUCUCUCCAUUUCAGCCACUUAUUGACCACUGUCCUCCUGCUAGAUAAUGGGAUGCUUUAAAAAGCCAGAGGGCUCAUCACAGAGGGCUGCUAGUUUUACAGUGACAGGUGAUGGGACAGGAGAAUAAAAUUUACAUCCCUCCUUAGCAUACCUGGCCUUUUUGUGCUUUUCCUAUUCCAGCUUGCAUGCUAGAAGGCCAGAAAUUAAUUCUGGUUCCCAGAAGGUUGAAGAGUUAAGAAACAAAAGCGGAGCUGGUUUUCCCCUUUGCAUUGUCCUAUCAAACUCUCAGGCUAUUUUCCAGUUGCAAUUUUUUUUAUCAUGUAAUACUGGAAGAUGCAGUGAAAAGUACAGCCAGAAUGUGUACCUGUAAUCAAGGCAGUUAAAAAAACCACUUGGUGGCUUGUGAAUGCAACACUUUGAUCUAUUACAAUCAGAUGCCACAAUAUCAUAAUUUACAGAAGUAUUGUACUCAGGAGGUAGUCACAUCUGAUCUUCCUUUACUGCAUAUUGACAGCAAUAAGUAAAUAAAAAACGGAUA
Centrocercus urophasianus (Greater sage-grouse) is the source of this 3894-nucleotide messenger RNA. RefSeq names its product pleckstrin homology and coiled-coil domain containing D1 (gene PLEKHD1). The record is from RefSeq and is a predicted model, not a curated record. The transcript is spliced from 14 exons. NCBI's taxonomy places the organism in Eukaryota, Metazoa, Chordata, Aves, Galliformes, Phasianidae. The coding region runs from base 395 to 1606 and encodes 403 amino acids.